Molecule: messenger RNA, 1861 nt
Organism: Leucoraja erinaceus (little skate)
Lineage: Eukaryota; Metazoa; Chordata; Chondrichthyes; Rajiformes; Rajidae
Product: endophilin-B1-like
Exons: 11
Coding region: 16-1410 (464 amino acids)
Biological process (GO): membrane organization
Cellular component (GO): membrane; cytoplasm
Molecular function (GO): protein binding
Source: RefSeq, a predicted model, not a curated record
CACGCCGAUUGGUGGAUGGAGUGGGUACACACCAGGGCGGGACCGCUGAUUGGCUGUUCCUUCAGAGGGGGCGGGGCGGUUGCGGCUGCAGCGACCGGUCGCUCUGCUCCUCCCGGCGGCGUCGACGUUGGUGACGGUCCCUGGCCCUCUGCUCCUCCCAGCCGUCAGUCCCUCCCACCUCUUGGCAGCAGCGGCGGCGGCGGCAGUUCCCCGCUCCUAGAUCUUCCCGGCGGCGGCGACGACGUUCGGGUCGCCAUGGACUUCAACGUGAAGAAGUUGGCGGCGGACGCGGGCACUUUCCUCAGCCGCGCCGUUCAGUUUACAGAGGAGAAGUUUGGUCAAGCUGAGAAGACAGAGUUGGAUGCCCAUCUGGAGAAUCUGCUGAGCAAAGCAGAAAGUACCAAAUUAUGGACUGAAAAAAUAAUGAAGCAGACCGAAGUGUUGCUGCAGCCAAACCCAAAUACCAGAAUAGAAGAAUUUGUAUAUGAAAAACUGGAUCGGAAAGUGCCUUCUCGAAUAAAUAAUAGUGAACAGUUAGGCCAGUAUAUGCUUGAUGCUGGAAAUGAAUUUGGCCCUGGAACUGCAUAUGGCAGUGCUCUCAUUAAAUGUGGAGAAAAUGAAAACCGAAUUGGUGCUGCAGAGAGGGAACUAAUACACACAGCAGCGGUUAAUUUUUUGUCACCCCUUAGGAACUUCCUGGAAGGAGACUACAAAACAAUAUCAAAAGAACGCAAGCUCUUGCAGAAUAAAAGACUGGAUUUAGAUGCGGCGAAAGCAAGACUGAGGAAGGCAAAAGUCUCAGAGUCCCGUUCGGCUCAACUAAACGCUACUCAGGCUGAAGGAGACAACCUUAUGCUUUGGGCAGAGGAGGUGACAAAUGCUGAGCAGGAAGUGCGAAUCACACAGAGCGACUUUGACCGCCAGGCUGAGAUCACAAGACUUUUGCUUGAGGGGAUCAGCAGUACACAUGCACACCACCUUCGCUGCUUGCACGAGUAUGUCGAUGCCCAAGUGACCUACUAUGCACAAUGCUAUCAGUAUAUGGUUGAUUUGCAAAAGCAGCUUGGAAGUUUUCCGACCUCGUUCACUUCCAACAACAAUCAGAUUGCCUCAGCGCCAGUUUCAUCCAACACCGUGCCACCAUUUUCUGCAUCUUCAGUCCCACUAUCCACGUUAAACAAUCCAAUCGCUGCCACUGGUACCACAGACUAUAAGAUGUCGUCUAGUGGCACAAGAAAAGCUCGUGUUCUCUACGAUUAUGAUGCUGCAGACAGCAGUGAGUUGUCGCUUUUAGCUGAUGAGGUGAUAACCGUAUACAGCCUGCCCGGUAUGGAUUCUGACUGGUUGAUGAGUGAAAGGGGGAAUCAGAAAGGAAAAGUGCCCAUUACAUACUUGGAGCUGCUAAACUGAACAUAUUGAUCUGAAAAUAUUGGUUGUAAUCGCAAUAUUUAAUUGCAGCCAACUUUGUAUAAAGCAAUUCAUGAAAUGUCUUCCACACAUGUUGUCCCUGAAAUGUUUGGGACCAUAUGAGUUACAUGUAUGACUAAACAUGUGUGUCCGUUACUGCACUCAUCCAAGCCAAUGUAUAACUCCCUUGCUUUUGAAAACUUUUAAUAUUUUUGUGCCAUGAAUGUUAUUUGCUAAGAAAUAUCUGCUUCAUUUUCUAUUUAAUAUUUCAUUCUUGCAUAUAUUAGUGAUUGGAAAAGCAUUUCUUUAUUAAACCAACUUGAAUACAACAUCUCUGUAUUUCUAAAACUUAUUACCAGAAACAUGGAAUUUAGCUUUAAAAAAAAAUUACAUGUGCUUGACUAAAUGUUAAAAGUGAUGUACAGCAUCGCCGAAAUAAAACAAAGUGUCAAAA